AGGAGCACCCGGAGCACAUAUGAGUUUGGAAGCAAAUGAGAAGGAAAACGAAACCAAAACAACAAUACGAACAGUCUGGAUGCAGACGGAGUGCAGCUGAUAUCAAUGCUUUUACUGCGCAAAGCUAACCCCACCCUGACCAUCACAGUGACAUCACUAAAUCAAUUGAGUGCAUCACUGAGACAUACAAUGUUGGCUUGCAUUUGCUAGUCUGCAUACAGAUAAUAUUGAUAUGAACAGCAAACUCCUGGGCAUCAUAACAGUGUGGCAGGGAAAAAAAUGACUGAAAACCGAGAAAUAACACACGAUGGAGACAACGACAAUGAUAACAGCGUAAAUGGGGAAUUUUAUACCUGCAAUCUGCGAAAAAAAAAUAAAAAAAUAAAUUUAAAUGUUUCAAGUGAUGUUGCUGAGAUUACAAGGUCAAACACAUGGAAGGGAAAGCUGAUCAAAAAGGAUAUUUCAAAAAAGCCAAGUGUGGAAAUUGGAUCCGUCAAUGCUUCUUUAAGCGGUGUCAUAGGCAUAGCUGACACUAUUGACAGACCACCAGCGGCCACGGCAGAAGGUGUUUAUGCUAACACUGGUGCAUAUGCAACUGGUAAUGAAUAUAAACCAGGAAAGAGACUCCCCAAGGCUAGAGCUUUUGCAGAAGCAGGAGUUGGACGAGCUCGAGCUGAAGUCGGUAUUUAUGAAGCAGAAGCUAAAGGCCCCAAUGCAUCAGCUGAGGCUGAAGCCAGUACAACUUUAAGAGCAUCAGCAAUGGCUCGAGCUGAAAUCGGCAGUCUAUCAGCUAGUGCCGGUCCAGUCGGUGUGAGAUUGGGUCUUGGAGUUGACACGGGUGUAUCUAUUGGUUUGGAUGGGCUGGAGGUCAGAGUCCUGGGAUUUGGAUUCUCAGUUGGUCCAAGAACCAGUAUUUCUCUUCUGGGAUCAGAAGUGUCAUGUUCAAUCUUGUAGACAUACAGGUGGUUUUCAUUAGAUUACACCUGUUUGGAUUCAACCAUUGUGAAGAUUAAUGGACAACAACAAUUGCAGAAGAUGACGACUAAUGAUGAUAACAAUUCCUAUUGCAUUAUAAAUGUUGUUCUAGUCAUUGCACAGGUUGCUCACUGCUAUGAAACACUGCUAUGCUCUGAAGUCUGUCAGUUACAUGGGUAUGGUGUGCAUGUGUAUAUAUAAGGCGACGCAGUGGCGCAGUAGUUAGUGCUGU
Messenger RNA from Danio rerio (zebrafish), 1207 nucleotides. NCBI's taxonomy places the organism in Eukaryota, Metazoa, Chordata, Actinopteri, Cypriniformes, Danionidae. The record is from RefSeq and is a predicted model, not a curated record.